Lytechinus variegatus (green sea urchin) is the source of this 2159-nucleotide messenger RNA. Its product is annotated as low-density lipoprotein receptor-related protein 6-like. The record is from RefSeq and is a predicted model, not a curated record. The transcript is spliced from 11 exons. Gene Ontology annotation, molecular function: calcium ion binding; protein binding. The coding region runs from base 697 to 2097 and encodes 466 amino acids. Lineage: Eukaryota; Metazoa; Echinodermata; Echinoidea; Temnopleuroida; Toxopneustidae.
AUUGAUCUGGCAAUCCAUGUCCCAUCAAGACGCAUCGCGUGGAUCAACAGUGAAAGAACUUUAUCAGGCCUUUUUUACUACUCAUCUGGACUCCAAUUAGAAAGAACCUUUACUGGCAACAACUUUUCGACUAUUGCUUCUCAUCCAAAUGGGAGUUUCGUUAUCGUCGACAUCACUUCGACAAUAGAUAUCCACACCCUUGACAAUUCUUUCAACAUAAUAACGACUAGGGAAGCGUCUACACUUGACUCGGUCAGGAGUGUUGCUUUGGACAGACAAGGAACGCGCCUUUAUCUAAUCGAUGACCAAAAGCAAACGAUUGAAUCCUUCGGUCCAGAAGGAGAAGACCACGUGACUGUCUUUAGGACAGAAGGGACAUCCCCUAUUGAUAUCACAUGGUACAGGGGGACUCCCCUAUGGACAGAGGCGACCCAAACAAGGGGCGUUAUUCUUCUAAAUGGAAACAGAGAUGUAUCGCCUGCGUCAACCAACCUGAUUCAUUUUCAAGUUCCCGCGGGAAUUCAUACUUAUUAUGGUCAGUCGUAUUCGAAAGCACUGUAUGGAAGAUGUCUAGAAGACGAAUAUUCCUGCGAAGAUCUUUGUCUUCCUCUAUCAUGGCAGUGUGAUGGCCUUCCUGAUUGCCCAGAUCAGAGCGAUGAACUCAACUGCGAUCCAACAGAAGAUGCAGGUCCUCUGAUGUUUCUAACAAGCCUUAGCGGAGGAGCCAUCUAUGUUUCACACGCAAAUAGCCUCGACUUCAGAAAGCUGCCUUUUCUAUUUGUAGAAAGUCCAGUUGCAGUGGGUUAUGACGUCAUUGGCAAGGACGUUUACUGGACAGAUGUGGAGCGGAAGGUUUUGAAUGCUGCCCAAAUGGACGGGUCUAAUCAAAGAAUAGUCGCACAAGGACUAGGAGUUCCUGAUGGCUUAUUUGUCGACAGCGAAAACGGGGUAAUUUUCUGGACGGAUGCGCAAUUGAAAACCAUCGAAACGAUCGAGUUUGACGGAUCCAACCAGAGAGUAUUGAUCAACGAUCUGGACAUGCCGAGGGCUAUCAUAGUUGUUCCGACCAAUGACAAGCUUUAUUGGACUGACUGGGGUACCACACCCAAUAUUGAGAUGUCCAAUCGGGACGGGUCAGAUCGUCAGGUGAUCAUCGAUACGGAGCUCGGAUGGCCUAACGGCAUCACUUAUGAUAUUAAAGGACAUCGUUUGAUAUGGUGUGACGCUCGCCUCGACAAGAUCGAAACGAGCGACCUUGAUGGCAGUCUGAGGAGGACCCUCCUAGGUGUCACCCACGGUGUCCUACAUCCAUUUGGUGUUGUGGUCUAUGACGGGACACUGGUGUGGAGUGACUGGAUCCUGCAAGGUGUUGGGAUAAUGGAGGGUCAGAACCAUACCUGGCCAUCUCUUUAUACGAGUAUUCGUAUUAUCCAACAACCAAGUGGCUUCUGUAUCGUAGUUGACGCCUGUUCUGCCGGGCCUUGCAAGUUUGGAACUUGCCAACCGUUUAACGUGUCUAAUUAUGAAUGUCACUGUAUGACUGGCUAUACUGGCAAAAACUGUGAUACAGAAGUGACAUGCGACUCACCGACUGGACUCUCAUCAGAUACUUAUAUUGCUGAUCCGAAAGAUAGCUACAGUCCCGGUGAGAAUGUCGUCAUCGUUUGCAAUGGCAACACGGACAACGAAACUGCAAGGACAACUUGGAUCUGCAAUGGGUCUACAGGAGAAUGGGAUAUGAGCGAGGAUCUGAAGUGUCUAGAAUCACCAAAGAAUUCAAUAACUCUUACCCUCGGAAUAAUGUCCUCAUUAGCAACUCUGGUAUUGGUGGUCAUCGUAGUAUUCGGGAUUUGCACAUGUAUGACACAUAGGGAUCAAUCUCCAGUCAAUAAUAGAACUACACCGAAGCAAGUCGAUGAUCGCGGUCCCCUCCCUUGUGUCCCAUCGGAUAUAAACGAAGAUUAUCACUAUUACAGUGGAUUAACUGAUCCUACCAGUGACCAUGGGCACAUAUACAUGACCAGUCUUGCAGAUAAGACACAACGGGACACCCUCGAUUCACGAUAUAGCUACCUAAGACCAAAUUCUACUGCAUAAAUCAGAUGAAUUUUGUUUAUGUAGUGUCGUUUCCUUUAAAAUAUAUUUAUACCUAAAUGGAU